AUGCAGUCGGUUCAAGCUCAACAAAAUACCAUUCAGAAAGUCCGCGAGGUCUUACAGAAGUAUGAAUCGCGACUAAGCGAGAUCAAUCAAAAGAUCUGGUCUACACCGGAACUCGCAUACGAAGAACAUACCGCACACGAUAACAUCUGCACCUUUUUCGAAGCGCUUUCCGAGGACGGGUAUACCGUAAAGCGACAAGCGUACGGCGUGAGCACCGCACUCGAAGUGAGCUAUCAAUAUGGUCAAGGAGGUCGCGUCGUCGCAUAUAAUGCCGAAUACGAUGCUCUACCCGGGAUGGGACAUGCAUGCGGCCACAAUCUCAUUGCAACAAGCGCGGUUGCAUCCUUCCUCGCCACAACAGAAACAAUGAAGACAUUGUAUUCCGAUACCAAGGGAUUUUCAGUGCGAUUACUCGGUACACCGGCUGAGGAAGGCGGAGGUGGGAAAUUGCGACUCAUCGAUGCGGGCGCUUAUAAGGAUGUUGAUGCGUGUUUCAUGGUUCAUCCAUUUCCGGUUCUUACGGGUGCGCCUGAUUUACUGAGCUCGAGUUCGGAUUCGAGUCAGUAUCUGGCGAAUGAUAAAGUCUCUGUGACUUAUACAGGAAAGCCGGCUCAUGCAUCUGCUGCGCCUUGGGAAGGUGUUAAUGCGCUUGAUGCUGUUGUUGCGGCGUAUGUUAAUAUCUCUAUGCUUCGUCAACAGAUUUUACCAACGCAGAAAAUUCAUGGUGUUGUUUUGAAGGGUGGUGAGAGACCGAAUGUUAUUCCUGCUUCUACGACAGUGCAGUAUUAUAUUCGAUCGCCGACGAAGAAGACCUUGAAACCAUUGACGGAACGAGUGGUGAAAUGCUUUGAGGCUGCGGCGACUGCGACUGGGUGUACUGUUGAGUUUGAAUGGGAGCCCGCAUACACGGAUAUGAAGUAUAACAAACCUAUCUGCGAGAGCUAUACCUCUGCCAUGAAUGCCAUGGGAUACAGCACUAUCUACGAUGCGGCAGGGCAGGAGGGUGGGCUUAGUGGAGGAUCUACAGACAUGGGCAACGUGUCAUACGAGCUUCCCGGUUUCCAUGGCGGUUUCUACAUCCAUACAGAUGGUGUCAACCACACCCCCCAGUUUACUGCUGGUGCAGGCUCCGAAGAGAGCUUCCAGCGUAGUCUGUAUUGUGCAGCUGGUAUGGCCGUAGUAGGAUGCCGUGUGUUGGUUGAUGAUGGAUUUGCAGCAGCUAUUAAGGCUGAUUUCCAGAAGGAGCAAUAG
Messenger RNA from Penicillium malachiteum, 1251 nucleotides. Its product is annotated as M20 family metallopeptidase. Gene Ontology annotation, molecular function: dipeptidase activity. Bases 1 to 1251 code for a protein of 416 amino acids. Lineage: Eukaryota; Fungi; Ascomycota; Eurotiomycetes; Eurotiales; Aspergillaceae. The record is from RefSeq and is a predicted model, not a curated record. The transcript is spliced from 4 exons.